AGGUCUGUCUCCCCAGAUCUAGGACCUGGUUGCACUCAGACCUUCAAGGGGGCUGUGUAAAAAGGUGUGUUGGUGUCACUGUGCACAAAGAUGGCCUUCCAUGGAGAAAGGUGGUGAUCAUUCAGUGGGCCAAAGGACAGUCUGUAUAGCAGCUAUUAGAUGAGGGGACACAGGAAAGGCCAUCAGGAAAUGAGGUCACACCUCAAAAGAACUUAGAACCCUCGUAACCCGGCACCCAACUCCUACCAACUGCCCAGCCACCAGCUCAUUUGGUAAGAGACACUUGAGCGUGAAAGAUGUUCUCCUGCUGUGUUCCCACUCAUCGGGGCUUCUGUUUCCAGAGACCCCGCCGUGAGAGUUUUUCCGGACGUUGGUUGAACCCUCAUCUCCGACGUCUUUACCCAUUUAGGAGAAGAUCGCCUGAGAGCUCCGCACAGGAGAAAGGACAGGAGCUGUCAGAUGGGGUCUUCAACUCCACCCCUCCGCAGGAGGCACAGGUGUCCAUCACACCUGCAACACUGCAGGACGGCCACCACAGGAUUGUCGAACCUGAGGAAAAUUAUGAAAGCAUCUUUUCUGAGCUGGAGCCCAGCAGUGAUAUUAUGCUCAAUCAGGACUUAAACAAGGAGGACUUUAAUAUGGGGAUGCUCCAGAGACAGGGGCAAGGAAUGGUAACGACUUUGGCCGAGACAUGGCAACCAUACAUUAAGGAGGACUAUGUAGCUCCUGUGCCUAUGUUCGUAGUGCCAGAGGAAUUUUUGUGUUUUGAGCAGGACCCUGCAGAGCAUGUCCCCAAAAUAGAAGAAGACCUGGACUUGUGGUAUGACACGGUGGAGAACUUUAUCAACAGUGGCUCAGAUCUGGAGGGUGACGACACCAUCCUCAGCACCCUUGAGCCAAAUCCCAGGGAAUACAUCAAAGGCCUGCCACACUACAGCUCACAACCAGAGACUGAGAGCAUCCACAGUGUCUGCUGUCAUAGGGAGCCUCUGAGUCCCGCUGACAUGCCCGAGGAGAAGCAGGUCCCAAGAAACAAGCAGCCAAGUGACUCUGUGUCUGACUCGACCUCCAGCACAUCCACCCCCCGGGAGAUGUUGGCAUGGACCCUGGACAGCCAGGAGGUCGAGAAUUCCACCAAGGAUGUGUCUACUGAGAAGUUGCCCACUAGUGGAUACAUCACUGAGACCACAUCUCUUGUCACCCCCUUCCCCAGGUCUGAGGGGACCCAGGCUGGCCUGUGGGGCUGGAGGACAUCCCGGAAGCAGUGGGAGGAGGCAUGGCCACAGAAUGAGCUGUCCGACAGCCUGGAUGAAGAGCUCUGCCUGGACAUGCACAGCCAGCUGAAGAUCCCCAGGAUGACCGUGUUUGACCAUCUGAAUGAUGUUCUCAUUGCUGAUGACCCUCAGCCCACGAACAUCAUCCUCGUCAACACUGCCGACUGCCAGGGGCAGUGCCUGUUUGAUGCCCUACAGCAGCGCUUGCUGUCCGUGAUGUGCACCCGCUCUGAGGCUGACCUCCAGGUGGCCUUCAGCUCUAUCAUCUCGUGGAUAGAAAAAACCUACAGCUGCAGUUCCCAGCUCAUGAUGCCAGUGAAGAUCGUGGUGGUUGGAACGCAGAAAUACCUCAAUGCCGUGCUGCGGCUCUAUGUAGAGCAGCUGUCCCAUCAGAUGCCUGACUGGCUGGGCUAUGUGUGCUUUGUGGUCAUCCCGCUGGGUUCACAUCCCGUGGCCAGGUACCUGGGCUCCGUGGAUCACUACUAUAAAAUCUUCUUCCAGGACCUGGCCUGGCAGAACAUGUUCAACAGAACGGAGGCCCAGAUCACCCUGCAGGACACGGUGGACAUCGUUUGGAGAAUAGCACGGUACAUUGUGGGAGCCACUUGUGUCCACCAGCUGCCCAUUGCAAAGGCCAUGCUCACCAACAAGAAGAGCCCCAGUGAAAAGUCCUUGCUGAAGAUCAUUCCCUUCCUGGGGGUGGUGAAGUUUGGAAUAAUGGAAAUGUCCUCAUGCACAUCAGGAGACUCUUACGAUGUGGCCCCCUUGGGCUCUAGCAAGCUAUUGUCCUCUUUGCCAUCCACAUCACUGGCCAUCAAGGAGGCCUGGGCCACUCCACCUUCCUCCCCAUCAGUGAGUGGGAGCCUGUCCUCCAGCAGCCAGGACAUCAGCACCCAGCCGAUGGGGCUGCAGGUGGAUUAUUGGAUGGCAGCCCAGCCCACAGACAGGGAGAGAGACGUGUCUACCACCAAAAAUAUGCUCAAGUGCGCCAUCCAGUCUCUCCAGGUCAGCAGUCUGCCCAGCAGUGGCGAGGCCACUGCCACACCCACCAUGUCCAUGACUAUGGUCCCCAAGAAUAAAAAAGUGAUGUUUCUGCCCAAGGAAACAAAGAACAAGGAGGUGGAGUCUAAAAGCCAGACCAUCAAGGGCAUCAGCCACCUUGUCUGCAGGGCUGAGCAUCAGCAGAACAUGCAGAGGGUCAUCAUCAAUGGCGUGGAGUGGGACGACGUGCAGUUUCUUCGACUGGAAGCCCAGUGGUCCUCCCACAUUACACACUUCCCGAUAUGUGUCUUCAGAAACUCCAGGUCCACCUUCUAGCCCUGCCCAUUGCCU
Molecule: messenger RNA, 2606 nt
Organism: Molossus molossus (Pallas's mastiff bat)
Lineage: Eukaryota; Metazoa; Chordata; Mammalia; Chiroptera; Molossidae
Product: phosphofurin acidic cluster sorting protein 2-like
Exons: 4
Coding region: 297-2591 (764 amino acids)
Biological process (GO): protein localization to plasma membrane
Molecular function (GO): transmembrane transporter binding
Source: RefSeq, a predicted model, not a curated record